Molecule: messenger RNA, 930 nt
Organism: Guillardia theta CCMP2712
Lineage: Eukaryota; Cryptophyceae; Pyrenomonadales; Geminigeraceae
Exons: 11
Coding region: 1-930 (309 amino acids)
Biological process (GO): glutathione catabolic process
Cellular component (GO): cytoplasm
Molecular function (GO): glutathione specific gamma-glutamylcyclotransferase activity; gamma-glutamylcyclotransferase activity
Source: RefSeq, a predicted model, not a curated record
AUGAAGCCUAACCUACAAGGCAUGGUCUGGGUAUUUGGUUACGGCUCGCUGGUUUGGAAACCUCCGGAGGGAUUCCGACUUGUGGCGACUCUCAUCGAGACUUCCAAGCUGCGGGAGAGUGAGGGCAACAAGGAAGGGGAGGACGAGCUGUGCUGGGGGAUGUGCUAUGGUUAUGAGGAGGAGGACAGGGAAAAGAUCCUCGCAUACCUCGACUACAGGGAGAAGGACGGCUACGAUCGACUGCUCGUGGAUGUCUUCCUUCCGAAAGACAGAGGUGGCGCUGAGCUGGAGGCGCAAGACUGUGCGAGCAUCUCGAACGUCCUGCUCUACAUCGCGACCACAGACAACAAACAGUUUCUUGGCCCGCUCAGUGAGGAGCAGGUGGCUGAAACCAUCGCCUCGAGUGUUGGUCCGAGCGGCACCAACGCCGAGUAUCUCUUGAAGCUGGCGGAGGCGUUGAGGGGCAUGCGGGUGAGGGACGAGCAUGUCUUCCGCGUCGAGCAGCUUGUCGAGCAGCUUCCAACGCCUCCUGUGGGCGCCCGGGUGAGCGCCUUCGAGGGCUGCGGGAGAUACCGAGGAGACGGAGGCUGGAUGCUUCAGAAGCUCUGGGACGUGAGGAGCUGGCUGGAAGUUCCCGCGACCCCUGGAAUGUUUCGAGCUCCUCUCGCCCCGGCAGCCUCAGCAGAUGAGGUGCUCAAGUCUAUCGGCUGGCCGCCUUCCAUGCGCGUUCGUGAGGUCAAAGCGGCUCGAGAAGCGGAAGGAGGCCGCGUGACUGCAGCUCAUUUCCCGUGCGGAGGAGGCCUCAUGUGGUCUCAGCAUACUCGAGAGCAGGAGGAGAGCUUUCUCCUGCUCUUGACUGAGUCUGCUUGGCACAAGGAGUGGGCGAGACUGACAGAAGGGGAGGAGGCGGAGGAACGGCUGCUCGAGUAA